Messenger RNA from Hemicordylus capensis (graceful crag lizard), 8844 nucleotides. Its product is annotated as zinc finger protein 268-like. Gene Ontology annotation, biological process: regulation of transcription by RNA polymerase II. Lineage: Eukaryota; Metazoa; Chordata; Lepidosauria; Squamata; Cordylidae. The record is from RefSeq and is a predicted model, not a curated record. The transcript has 3 exons. Gene Ontology annotation, molecular function: DNA-binding transcription factor activity; RNA polymerase II cis-regulatory region sequence-specific DNA binding. Bases 712 to 2754 code for a protein of 680 amino acids.
UGCAUUUCCAUUCCAUGCCCCGCCUCUCAGCUUCCUGUGCAAUGCAUUGUGGGAUAGCCCCGCCCCUGCCCCCGCCCCCCCCCCCGGCAUUUGGGGAUCCUGAGAAUAGUGUGAAAGUGUUGCAUCAGCUGAGGAGGAGGAAGCAGAAGCGAGGGGGGGGGGGUUGAAGGGCUUGGAAAGGAGGCAGAGCUUGCAGGAGGCUGCUGAAGCCUCCUGGGCCUAAAAACGAGCAGGACUUUCCUGAGUUUUCGGGGGCCUCCUUGAGUCUGCAGCAGGGUGCAAGAGGACAGCGCUGCCUGAAGGAUUGCACGUGAUCUUACACACACACCGUACCAGCCUGAAGGACUCUGGGCUGCUGCAUGCUUUGGAUAAAGAGCAAGCUCACCAUUGUCUACCCAGACUGGCAGCAGCUUCAUCGAGGUUUCAGACAGGAGAUGCUACCAGAGAGGGGACCUGGAGCCUUCUGCAUGCAAGCCUGCAGGUAUAUGUUGGCAGAGGAAGAAUGAUAGAAACCCAACGGAUGGAGCUGCUAGAUGGGGAAAAAGGAAACAAGAGAGACUAAAAACUGGAGAAAACUGGGAGAAGAGGAAUGAAUCCAAUGCUUUUCAGAAUGUAAUCCGGCAAAUAAUACAGCAAGCAGGAGAAAGAAGCCUCUGUCCUCCGUGUAGGAAAAGCUCCUCUACUGAACCCAGCUUUCAAUCUUAGAAGGAAAUGAAUGCAAGGAAGAAACUACAUACAUGCCUGGAGUGUGGAAGGAGCUUCAGCCAGAGAGCACAUCUUAUUGUACACCAUAGAACCCACACUGGGGAGAAACCACAUAAAUGCCUAGAGUGUGGAAGGAGCUUCAGCCAGAGAGCACAUCUUAUUGUACACCAUAGAACCCACACUGGGGAGAAACCACAUAAAUGCCUAGAGUGUGGAAAGAGCUUCAGCCAGAAAGCACAACUUAUUGUACACCAUAGAACCCACACUGGGGAGAAGCCACAUAAAUGCCUGGAGUGUGGAAAGAGCUUCAGAACAAGAGGAGCUCUUACUGUACACCUCAGAGCCCACACUGGGGAGAAACCACAUAAGUGCUUGGAAUGUGGAAAGAGCUUCAGCACAAGUGCACAUCUUGUUAUACAUCAUAGAACCCAUACUGGGGAGAAACCACAUAAGUGCCUGGAAUGUGGAAAGAGCUUCAGCACAAGUAGAAAACUUACUAUACACCACAGAACCCACACUGGAGAAAAACCACACAAAUGCCUGGAAUGUGGAAAGAGCUUCAGCACAAGACCACAACUUACUGUACACCAUAGAACCCACACUGGGGAGAAACCACAUAAGUGCCUGGAAUGUGGAAAGAGCUUCAUCACAAGUACACAUCUUAUUGUACACCAUAGAACCCACACUGGGGAGAAACCACAUAAAUGCCUGGAGUGUGGAAAGAGCUUCAGCACGAGACCAGAACUUACUGUACACCAUAGAACCCACACUGGGGAGAAACCACAUAAAUGCCUGGAGUGUGGAAAGAGCUUCAGCACGAGACAACAACUUAUUGUACACCAUAGAACCCACACUGGGGAGAAACCACAUAAAUGCCUGGAGUGUGGAAAGAGCUUCAGCCAGAGAGCACAACUUACUGUACACCAUAGAACCCACACUGGGGAGAAACCACAUAAAUGCCUGGAGUGUGGAAAGAGCUUCAGCACGAGUGGAGAAUUUACUAUACACCACAGAACCCACACUGGGGAAAAACCACAUAAAUGCUUGGAGUGUGGAAAGAGCUUCAGCCAGAGAGCACAUCUUACUGUACACUGUAGAACACACACUGGGGAGAAACCACAUAAAUGUCUGCAGUGUGGAAAGAGCUUCAGCACAAGUUCAUAUCUUAUUGUACACCACAGAACCCACACUGGGGAAAAACCACAUAUAUGCUUGGAGUGUGGAAAGAGCUUCAGCCAGAGAGCACAUCUUACUGUACACUGUAGAACACACACUGGGGAGAAACCAUAUAAAUGCCUGCAGUGUGGAAAGAGCUUCAGGAAAAGUUCACAUCUUAUUUUACACCACAGAACCCACACUGGGGAGAAACCACAUAAAUGCUGGGAGUGUGGACAGAGCUUCAGCACGAGUGGAGAACUUACUGUACACCACAGAAUCCACACUGGGGAGAAACCAUAUAAAUGCCUGGAGUGUGAAAAGAGCUUCAGCCGGAGAGCACAUCUUAUUGUACACCAUAGAACCCAUACUGGGGAGAAGCCACAUAAAUGCCGCGAGUGUGGAAAGUGCUUCAGAACGAACGGAGAACUUACUGUACACCAUAGAACUCACACUGGGGAGAAACCACAUAAAUGUUUGGAUUGUGGAAAGUGCUUCAGAACAAGUGGAUAUCUUAUUAUACAUCACAGAACUCACACUGGGGAGAAACGACAUAAAUGCCUGGAGUGUGGAAAGAGCUUCAGCCAGAUUGGAAAUCUAAAAACACACCAUAGAACCCACACCGGGGAGAAACCACAUACAUGCUUGGAGUGUGGAAAGAGCUUCAGCCAGAGAGCACAUCUUACUGUACACCAUAGAUCCCACACUGGGGAGAAACCACAUACGUGCCUGGAAUGUGGAAAGAGCUUCAGCACGAGUGGAGACCUUACUGUUCACCACAGAACCCACACUGGAGAGAAACCACAUAAAUGCCUGGAGUGUGGAAAGAGCUUUAGCACAAGUUCACAUCUUAUUGUACACCAUAGAACCCACAAUGGGGAGCAACCAUAUUAAUGUCUGGAGUUUGGAAAGAGCUUAAGCACGAGACCACAACUUACUGUACACCAUAGAACCCACACUGGGGAGAAACCACAUAAAUGUUGGGAUUGUGGAAAUGCUUCAGAACAAGUGGAUAUCUUAUUAAACAUCACAGAACCCACACUGGGGAGAAACCACAUACAUGCUUGGAGUAUGGAAAAUGCUUCAGCCAGAGAUCACAUCUUACUGUACACCAUAGAACCCACUAGGGAUGUUCAUGAACCAGUCCGGAGGCCAUUCUAGAGGUGGUGCUUCAAAAGUGUUGCUGGCUCAAAGGUUCAGCGCUGGUGGUGUGGUAGUUCUUUAAGGGCAGUGGAGGGUGCACUUACCCUCCCUCCACUUUCCCCCCCUCUGGCGCUCCAUUUUUAGCAAAAACACAUGGAGCAGCAGUGUUUCUCCCUGCUGCCCCUUUCCUCGUUCUUGGCUGGAAAUGGCUGGAAGUAGCGCAUGUGCCCAGUACGAUGUGCGCUCAGUAUGUACAUGCUAUGGGUGCACGCGCUGGGGCUUUUCCUGGCCAAGAACAGGGGAAGGGACGGCCGGGAGCUAUGCUGCCGCCCCAUGGGUUUUGCUAAAAAUGGAGCUCCGGUGGGGGGAAAGCGGAGGGAAGGGUAAGUGCACCCUUCCCCACCCUUAAAGUACCACUGCCCCCAGUGUCAAACUGCAUCUCCUCAGUUUCAUGCACACCAUUAGAACCUACACUGGAGAGAAGCCACAUAAAUAACAGAAGCAUGGUGGAACAGUGAGAACCAGUGAGACACUGUUAUCCCUGGAUAUAAACUCUAUGGAAAAGGCAGGGAGGGGCGCCUUGGAGGUGGAGUAGCACUGUAUAAUAAUAAUAAUAAUAAUAAUAAUAUAUAAUUUCUAUACCGCCCUUCCAAAAAUGGCUCAGGGCGGUUUACAAAGAGAAAUAACAAACAAAUUAAUAAGAUGGCUCCCUGUCCCCUCAGGGCUCACAUUAUAAAAAAAACAACAACAUAAGACACACAACAGCAACAGUCACUGUAAGUACUGUGCUGGGGGUGGAUAGGGCCAGUUACUCUCCUCCUGCUAAAUAAAGAGAAAAGGUGCCUCUUUGCCCAGUUAGCAGGGGUCUGUUAGCAGGGGUAUGUUAAAGAAGGGAUAGAAUCAAACAAGCUAGAAAACCUAGUUGGACUGGAGUCCUCCACAGAAACCCAUACAAGGCCUGAAAGGGAACGUCCUACUGGGGACGUGCUAUUGCCCUCCGGAUCAAAACGCUGACAUUGACUGGGAGUUGCAGCAGUAAAUCAGGGAGAGGCAGGGCUGUAAUAAUGGGUGACUUCAAUUGCCCACACAUAGGCUGGGUACAUUCAGUCAGGUAAUGACAAAGAGGACAAAUCAGAUACGCUGAAUGACUGUGCCCUAGAAGAGUUGGUCUUGGAACCAACCAGAGAGAAGGUGACCUUGGACUUCAUCCUGAGUGCCAGUGGCACCCAGGACCUGGUGUGUGAUGUCAGUAUCAUCAGCCCUUUUUAGGGAACAGUGACCAUAGUGUGAUCAAAUUCAGCAUACAUGCGGGGAGAGAAUCACCAAGGAAGUCUAACACAGACAUUUUGAAUUUCGGAAGCGGAAACUUCUCCAAAAUGAGGAGUAUGGUGAAAAGAAAGCUGAAAGGGAAAAUCAGGAGAGUCACUUGGCUACAGAUUGCAUGGAGUUUACUCAAAAUCACAGUACUAGAAGCCCAGUUAGAUUGUAUACCCAAAAGGAGGAAAGGUACCGCUAUGUCCAGGAGGACGCUAGCAUGGCUAACAUUCUACAACAAUGUGCAAAAACAUUUAUGAAAAUGUACUUCAUUAUCCUUAAUGCAUGAAAUUUUACUUCAUUAUCAUUAAUGGAUUCUGAAUAUAGAAUCUGGAUCCCCUGUGUACCAAACACAGAUCAAGUGCAAUUUAGCCAUCCAGAGCAUAGGCUAGAAGUUCAAAUUAUCCAGCUCACAAGGAAGCCAUAAAAGGGAAGAAGACUUCCUUCCAAAAUUGGAAGCCCUGUCCAAAUGAAGAGAACAGAAAGGAACACAAACUCUGACCAAAGAAAUGCAAGGUGACAAUAAGGGAGGCAAAAAGAGAGUUUGAGGAACAUUUAGCUAAAAAAGUCAAGGGGAAUAACAAAUACUUCUUUAAAUGCAUCAGAAGCAGGAAACCUGCCAGGUAGGCGGGUGGACCAUUAGACAAUGACGGGGUGAAAGGGAUUAUUAAGGAGGAUAUGGAGGUUGCAGAGAAGCUAAAUGAGUACUUUGCCUCCGUCUUCAUGGCAGAGGAUACUGAGCAUAUACCUGUUCCUGAACCAGGCUUUUUGGGGAUUGUAGGCUAAAGAACUGAGUCAGAUAGAAGUGACAAGAGAUGAUGUUCUAAACUGUCUGGAAAAACUGAAAACUAGCAAAUCGCCAGGGCUGGAUGGCAUCCAUCCAAGAGUCCUUAAAGAACUCAAAUGUGAAAUUGCCUACCUCCUUGCAAAAAUGUACAGUGGUCCCUCGACUUACAAACUACUCGACAUAAGUAUUUUUCGAGUUACAAACAGCAGUUUUAGAUCCGGUUUUAGAUGCGGUUUUUUCGACUUACAAAUUUUUAGAUGGGGUUUCCUCGACUUACAAAUUUUUAGAUGGGGUUUCCUCGACUUACAAAUUUUACAUGCGGUUUCCUUGACUUGCCUGCCUGUUUACUGCCUGUUUAUUCUUGAAAAGAAAUGUUCCUGUGCAGUUUGCAAGCCUUACUGGGGGUCUGGGUCUUUUUUCUAGGCUCCGGAACGCAUUAAUCCGUUCCCAAUGCAUUCCUAUGGGAAACCGCUUUUCUACUUACGAAUUUUUCGACUUACAAAUGUGCAUUCAGAACGGAUUAAUUUCGUAAGUAGAGGGACCACUGUAUAACUUAUCCCUACAAUCAGGCUCUGUACCAGAGGACUAGAAAGUAGCAAAUGCAACACCGAUGUUCAAAAAGGGGUAAUCCAGGAAAUUACAGGCCGGUUAUCUUAACGUCUGUUCUAGGCAAAUUGAUGGAAAGCAUCCUCAAGGAUAAAAUUGUCAAGCACAUAGAAGAACAGGCCCUGCUGGGGGAGAACCAGCAUGGCUUCUGCAAAGGGAAAUCUUUCCUCAUGAAGCUUUUGGAGUUCUUUGAGAGUGUCAGCAAGUGUGUGGAUCAAGGUGAUCCAGUUGACAUAGUAUAUCUGGACUUGCAAAAAGCUUUCGACAAAGUUCCUCAUCAAAGAUUCCUGAGGAAACUUAGCAGUCAUGGGUUAAGGGGACAAGUACAUGUGUGGAUUGCGAACUGGUUGAAAGACAGGAAACAGAGGGUAGGUAUAAAUGGAGAGUUUUCACAAUGGGGGGAAGUAAGAAUUGGGGUCCCCCAGGGACUGGUGUACUGGGACUAGUGCUUCUUAAUUUAUUCAUAAAUGUUCUAGAAGCAGGGGUAAGCAGCGAGGUGGCCAAAUUUGCGGGUGAUACCAAACUCUUUCGGGUAGUGAAAUCCAUAACUGAUUGUAAAGAGCUCCAAAAGGAUCUCUCCAAACUGGGUGAGUGGGCGACAAAGUGGCAAAUGCGGUUCAAGUGUAAAGUGAUGCACAUUGGGACGAAGAACCCCAACUUCAAGUAUAUCAUCAUCAUCAUCAUCAAUUUUAUUGUGGCCAUUGCCCAGCAGAAAUAGGAGUAACAAAUAUACUCAAUACAACCAUCAAUAAAAUAAUGCUAAAGCACAAUAAAACAGAAUACAAUCACUCAAAAUAAAUUACUUAAAAACAAUAGACAGCUCUCGUAAUUAAGCACUUAAUAGGGAACUUAACCUAAUGGCAAUGUAGAAAAAUUUAGCCACGGUUGUUGUAAUCCCGGGGCUUGAAUCCGUGAGGCAGUAAUAUGUAUAAAAGAGCUCACACCUUCCGGGAAAUUUGAGUAACAGAGGGGAAAUAAAUUCUUCACUAGCAUCGCGAUAUAAAGAGCAAUAUAGCAAUACAUGGGUGCCAGUUUCCAGGAGGCCAAUGCCACAAGGGCAGAAAACUGCAACAGGAUGAUCUUUAGCAAACCUCCGUUGCAAAAGAGAAGAGGGCAACACAUUAAACCGGGCCCGAGCAAAUGGAACCCGAAAUUUAGAAAAAUGCUGCGUGGCAAAAUCCCAAAAUGUAAAGGGGACCAAAAUGUCAAGGGGAAACUUCAAGUAUAUGCUGAUGGGAUCUGAGCUGUCGGUGACUGACCAGGAGAGUGAUCUUGGGGUCGUGGUGGACAACUCGUUGAAAGUGUCGACUCAAUGUGGGGAGGUUGUGAAAAAGGCCAAUUCCAUGCUAGGAAUCAUUAGGAAGGGGAGUGAAAAUAAAACUGCUAAUAUUAUAAUAACCUAAUACAAAACUAUGGUGUGGCCACACCUGGAGUACUGUGUACAAUUCUGGUCACCACAUCUAAAAAAAAGACAUUGUAGAACUGGAAUAAGCUCAGAAGAGGGCAACCAAGAUGAUCAGGGGCCUAGAGCACCUUUCUUAUGAGGCAAGGCUACAAGACCUGGUGCUUUUUAAUUUAGAAAAAAGACAUGAUAGAGGUCUAUAAAAUCAUGCCUGGUAUGGAGAAAGGGGACAGAGAGAAAUACUUCUCUCUUAGGACAUAACUAAGUUUGUUUGGCAGGGGAAAAGACCAAGAAUUAAUUUUAAGAAUUUAACAGAAUUUAAAAAUUUAACAGAUGCAAAGGAAAGAGGUGGUCUUACCUUGCCAGACUUAAGGUUAUAGUUUGAUGCUGUUUGUUUGACAUGGUUAGAAGAAUGGAUAACUCUAAGAAACCCUAGAAUUCUUGAUUUGGAAGGAUUUGACAGAAGGUUUGGAUGGCAUGCGUAUUUGUGGUAUGAAAAAAGUAAAAUACAUAAAGAUUUUUUGAACCAUUCUGUGAGAAGGAGUUUAAUGAGGGUGUGGUUAAAAUACAAAAAUUGGUUUGAACCUAAAACUUCGUUAUGGGUAUCUCCGAUUGAAGCCUUAUCAUGUAAAGAAGUAAAUAUGGAAAUGUGUUGGGGUACCUAUAGGGAUUUGUUACAUUUUCAGGAAAAGGAUUGUAAGUUAAAAAGCUUAACUGAAAUACAAGAUUUGGCUAGAGAUUGGUUUCAAUACCAUCAGCUAAAUGAGAUGUAUAAGAAAGAUCUUAAAGUCGGAUCGGAGGACCAGACUUCAAAUUUUGAGAAGGAAUUAUGUCAAAAUGAUGAAAAACUAGUUUCUAAAAUGUUUAAACUGUUGCUUUUGGAGGAGACAAGAGAGGAAGUGGUUAAAUCGACUAUGAUAAAGUGGGCUCAAGAUGUGGGGCGUAAUAUAGAAAUGGUAGCCUGGGAAAAGUUAUGGAAAAAUGAUUUAAAAUUUACUGCAUGUUAUGCUAUAAAAGAAAACUAUUAUAAAAUGAUGUAUAGAUGGUAUCUGACACCAAAAAAAAAUGGCAUUAAUGUAAAAAAAUGUUUCAAACAAAUGCUGGAAGUGUGGACACUUUGAAGGCACAUUUUUUCAUAUGUGGUGGACCUGUGGGAAGGCUAAAGCCUAUUGGGAUAUGAUAUAUAAUGAAUUAAAGAAAAUAUUUAAAAUGACAUUUCCUAAGAAGCCAGAAUCCUUCCUGCUGGGAGUAACACAAGGUGCAAUUUCUACAACUAAUUUAACAUUUUUCAUGUAUGCCUCUGCGGCGGCUAGAAUUAUAUAUGCACAGAAAUGGAAGACCAGUGAACUGCCUUCAAAAGAAGACUGGCUGAUAAAAAUUUUGGAAUAUGCGGAGAUGGCAAAACUCACAGAACUAUUAAGAGAUCAAAACUUGGAAUGUUUUAAAGAAGAUUGGAAACCAUUCUUGUUGUAUCUAAAGAAUUACUUUCCUACUAUGGUCUUGACAGCAGGGUUUGAAAUUUAGUAAAAAUCGCAGGUUGGUUAGAUUAAUUAUGUUUGUAAGGGUUUGAAUAUAUGUUUUGAAUUAUUAUUACAGCAAGGGUAAAUUUUAUAGUUGAUGAUUCACGAAGAAAUGUGAGCUGGAAGUCCACCUUUUUUGUAUGUAUUUCUAAUGAAUGAUAAUAUUACUAUUGUUAAAAUUAAUAAAAAUUGAAUUUGGAAAAAAAAAAGAA